Messenger RNA from Angiostrongylus costaricensis, 390 nucleotides. The record is from the annotation of a GenBank genome assembly. Lineage: Eukaryota; Metazoa; Nematoda; Chromadorea; Rhabditida; Metastrongylidae.
AUGGUCGUCGCUAUCGAUGGCAGUACCUACAAGUAUCAUCCGUUUUUCAACCACUGGGUCACGGAAAAAAUCAGGGAACUCAUCGAUCCAGGACUUGAAUUCAAAAUCGUUCAAACCGGUGACGGCAGCGGCAAGGGAGCUGCUUUGAUAGCCGCAAUCGUAACUCGAGUGAAGAUGCGUGAGGAGAAGCGGAAAAAGGACGAGGAGGCACGACUGGCCAGGGAGGCGGCACUUCUAGAGAAGGAGCGCCAAAUGGAGUUGGAGCGACAGCGAAGGCUAGCCGAGGAGCGGGAACGGGACAGAAUAGCUGACGAGGAGCGAGCGAGGAGGUUGACCGAGCUGUUCUCCUAUGGCGAGGAUCGAGUAAAAGAGGAAGAGGGUGUAAUGUAA